AAGGAGAUCGUGGUGCCUGCUGAAAGUGUUUAAUGCGUGUUUUAAUGAUAGUGUUUAGUGCUUGAUUGAGGAUUGUACAUAUCUAUGUGUGAAACUCUUACUGGUUCACAACGAGAGAAUGAAACCUUCAACCAUUUUCACUUGUUUCAUAUCAGUUCUCGUUGCAUCGGUUACAAUGUUUUUCGUGCAGAUGCACAUUUUGACUGGAGACAUGCCGAAAAGACGAGUUGAAAAAGCAAACAUAUCAUCGCGGGCACGUAUAGUCAGACAAGUGUGCAACAAAUUUAAUUAUGGUAAACAAUAUGACGUCGAUACAUUUAAAAAUAUAAUAGUGAAUGACAAAUAUAGAAUAAUGUUCUGCUAUGUUCCGAAGGUUGCGUGUACUAAUUUUUUACGAUUGUUUUUAUGGUUAAAUGAAAGUAAUGAAAAUGAUAUGUCAUUUUUUUUGCAGCUAAAUCCCGCUUCUGUUCAUGUUCUAAAAAAGAACAUUUCUAGUUUAAGAGCGUAUUCUUCUUCUGAAAUAAGAUACCGCUUGAAAUACUAUACCAAAGCACUGUUUGUGAGAAAUCCUUUAGUGCGUCUUAUUUCAGCAUUUCGAAAUAAAUUUGUUACAACAACAAAUCCAUACUUCGUGUCUAGAUACGGAAAAAAAAUAGUACAAAGAUCUAAAUCAAACAAAACACCCGCAAUAGGUUCAAUAACAUUUUUAGAGUUUCUAAGAUACUUGACAGAUGAAAGGACUAUCAAAGAGGGAUACCAAGAACACUGGAUGUUAUUUAACGACCUUUGCCAUCCGUGUUUUAUAGACUACAAUUUUAUUGGAACAUAUGAAACUUUUGAUCAGGAUGUCAAUACUUUACUGGAACUGCUUAAUAUACAAGACAAAUUUAUCUUCCCGGGGAGAGAUAAACGUUACAAGCAUGCAAGAUCAGAAGAAUUGUUGUCAUCAACGUUAAGUGAUGUUGACCAAGACACCUUUAACAGUCUUAUCAAUAUAUAUGCUUAUGAUUUUUCUUUAUUCAAUUACACAAUCCCUUCUUUGUCAGAUAUCAAGCUAAAAAGUCGUGAUAUACAUUGAAAUAACGUAACGCAACAAAAUGAUAAUUGUUUAACUUCUUUGAUAACACAUUUUAACAAUACAUCAA
This is a messenger RNA of Ruditapes philippinarum (Manila clam), 1145 nucleotides long. RefSeq names its product carbohydrate sulfotransferase 11-like. The transcript is spliced from 3 exons. Lineage: Eukaryota; Metazoa; Mollusca; Bivalvia; Venerida; Veneridae. Gene Ontology annotation, cellular component: membrane. Gene Ontology annotation, molecular function: sulfotransferase activity. Bases 119 to 1078 code for a protein of 319 amino acids. Gene Ontology annotation, biological process: carbohydrate biosynthetic process. The record is from RefSeq and is a predicted model, not a curated record.